AUGGAGGCUCUUGAAGUUGAUGACAUUAGCCCUGCCUUAGAAGUGACUGAAGACUUUUUCAAUAGUUUUGAUACUAAGCUUGAAAAGAUUGUGCAGCCCUCUGAGGUCUAUGGUGUACAGGAGGUCCACGAACUGGUUGGGCACGAGGUAUUUGAUCGGAUAACAGAGAGCAGGAAUCCGAGGAAUGUCGCCUCCUUAGCCAAAAGUAGCCUCAUCUGGGAUCACUGCAAAAAUGGCCUCUUGGAAACCAAAGCCCAGAUAGCGUUCCCUGCCAAAGACCAGUGCAUGGUGCAGAGGGGAACAGCUGCUGACAGCCUUGCUUGGUCAGGGGAAGGGGAGACUGCGGCUUUUAACAUCUUCAGUAUCUGCCAGCGGAGGAGAGACAGGCCUCGCUCGGUGAAUGACAUCCUGGUGCAGAAUGAGGAAGCCUCCACGUUCAAACCAGGACACAACAGGUCACGCUCUGAUAUCAGCCAUGUGAACUGGGGAGUGGUCUUCACGGGCACCUCCUUGCAGCAGCCACCUGCGCCUGGUCAGGACAAUAACUGCACUCUGCUCUCCUACCUGGCAUUAACCAAGGGAGAGGACAUCCAAGGAAACACAGAACACAAGCCAAUGUUCCCAAAUAUUCUGAAGAAGGGAUACUUAGACAUUAGAAGAGACAAUGACAGCUACUGGCAAACCUGUUACGCUGAGCUCUCCCCAUACAAACUGUACCUGUAUUGCUUGGACAGCAGUGGCAACCAGACUCUUCCCACCGUGUAUCCACUCAUGCAUUUUCAAAGGGUCACUGUUACUGGUUGCAUUGAAACCAAGGUGGUGGACGCUGUCCUGUCAGACAACUCACAGCUACAACUGAAAGCGGAGUCCUCCUGGGAAGCUUUGGACUGGGGACAGAAACUCUGGGAAGUGGUGCGUGCUUCUGUGCCUGCUCUCACGAGACAGCAGGAGAAAUUGGAGAAUGUGCCAAAGCGUGAAAAUAACAGUGACCGUUCUCGAACCAAUGGAUUGUUAGAGAAGCCCAUGGAGCUCUUCUUAUCUGUGGAUUUGACUGAAAACACUAAAGAGUACCAAAAUAUUCUCAAAUCAGGGACUCUUUAUAGGUUAACUGUCCAGAAUAACUGGAAAGCAUUUACUUUUGUCUUGAACAGGUCUUAUCUCAUGGCAUUCCAACCUGGUAGGCUUGAUGAAGAUCCUCUGCUGAGCUACAAUGUUGAUGUGUGCUUGUCAGUCCAGAUAGAUACUCAGGAUGGCUGUGACUCUUGCUUUCAGGUCAUUUUUCCUCAAGAUGUCCUCCGCCUGCGUGCAGAGACCUGUCAGAGGGCCCAGGAGUGGAUGGAGGCACUGAGAGCAGCAGCCAAUGCUACUAGAAGUUUAACUCAGAACCCACAGGUCACGCUUAGGAACAAACCUGGAGAUCGGCCCUUUGGAAAUGAUCUUAGAAAGAGCAAGCGCCAAUCUGUGACCACCAGCUUCCUGAGCAUCCUGACCACACUGUCUCUAGAGAGAGGGCUCACAGUUCAGAGCUUCAAGUGUGCAG
Tauraco erythrolophus (red-crested turaco) is the source of this 1540-nucleotide messenger RNA. The record is from RefSeq and is a predicted model, not a curated record. NCBI's taxonomy places the organism in Eukaryota, Metazoa, Chordata, Aves, Musophagiformes, Musophagidae.